GCACUGCUCACGUUGCCUUAACCAGAACUCUCUCCUUCUUAUAGAGGGACUUUACACAGUUGUUUCACCUUGGAAAGGUACAUCAUUCUUAUUUGACGUUUGAUCAGAGGUGUCUACAACAUUAAGAUCUCAGGUGGCACUUAUCAUGCACUGCAAGCUAAUGUAAUCGUUUUAGUCAGCCAACAAGCUAGCUUGGACAGUUACUUCUGGUUAAUGCUGUCGUCAGUGAAAUAGCAGCUAACACAGGAAGCUCGACAUACAAAACUUCCUAGCUAAAUACUUAACUAUUUCUGGUAUCUAAACUGCAUCUCUUACUGGGAUCAAGUCAGCUAUCGUGGAAAGGUACCGACCAUGGCCUCGCGAGCUGGCCCACGAGCAACUGGGACAGAUGGAAGUGACUUUCAGCACCGGGAGCGAGUCGCCUCGCACUAUCAAAUGAGUGUCGCACUGAAAUCUGAGAUCCGCAAGCUGAACAUUGUCCAUGUGAUCAUCUGGCUGCUGAUAUUGGCCCAGGUGACUGUGAGCCAGCUGAACCUGAUCUCGCACGACGUGGUGGCCAGCCCGUACAACUGGGAGUACCCUUAUCUCCUCAGCCUCUUCCCCACCAUCUUCAGCUUCAUGGCCAUGCCCCGCAAUAACAUCAGCUACCUGGUCAUCUCCAUGAUCAGUGCUGGGCUCUUCUGCAUCGCGCCCCUCAUCUAUGGCGGCAUGGAGAUGUUCCCAGUGGCCCAGCAGCUCUACCGCCACGGCAAGGCCUACCGCUUCAUCUUCGGCGUUUCGGCCGUGUCCGUCAUGUACCUGGUGAUGGUAAUCGCCGUGCAAGUGCACGCCUGGCAGAUCUAUUACAGCAAACAGCUGCUGGAUUCUUGGUUCACCUCUACGCAAGACAAAAAGAAGAAAUAGACUGACACGACAGACCAAAAGGAUUGGACAGGAUGUGGUCAUUUCAACAUGCAGUCAGUUAUCCCUCUCCCAUUGAUCCCAGUUUUUUUUAAUAGUUUCAUCACAGCAUGCAGGGUUUAAAAUUGCUCUGCGCUGUUUGAUGAAACAAGGUGUACUGUCUGCCCCUCUUUAAACGUCUUACUCCCAUCAUCUCAUUGCCCAGCCUGGAACAUAGAUUAAAAUGCGCCAAUUACAGACUGUCUUUGGUUUCACCUUCUUGGCUUAAGCUCGACCUGCUUGACUCUUGAUCUGCUCUCCAUUCCUGACAGCUUAUCUACUCAGUGUCUAUAAUCUGUCCGUUCAACGGAUGCCUUUAUGUUUUGUUCGCCAGAGGUGGGGUAGGGUAGGGAUUGUCCUUGGCCAGACGAAGGAUGGAGAAGCAGUUAGGGGAAGCAUAGUAAGGAAUUGUCUGUGCCACAAUGUGUCCACCCUGCGCCUCACCCCCAAACACACACAUUGUUUUCUGUUGCCUGUCUCUUAACUUAAUUUAAUUGGUAAUAAACUAUGGACUGAAAAUA
Molecule: messenger RNA, 1460 nt
Organism: Alosa alosa (allis shad)
Lineage: Eukaryota; Metazoa; Chordata; Actinopteri; Clupeiformes; Clupeidae
Product: protein jagunal homolog 1-B
Exons: 3
Coding region: 352-903 (183 amino acids)
Biological process (GO): granulocyte colony-stimulating factor signaling pathway; vesicle-mediated transport; endoplasmic reticulum organization
Cellular component (GO): endoplasmic reticulum membrane
Source: RefSeq, a predicted model, not a curated record